GACGAUCCUCAUUUCGUCGUUCAUGGCGACGGCGUUCCCGCGUUUUUCCUCGAACUGAAAAAAAUCACACCCGCCAUUUCUGUUCGGUUCGCUCGCCGACUCCGUUUCGGCAUCUGCUUCUGUUUCAAGUCCUCGUCCACCUCAAUUUCCAUUGUCUGCAGGAAGCAGUCUAAUCAGAAUGAGCAGCUCCCGGGAACAGUCUCCGGAUUGGCUCCGUUCUUUCCAGGUGCCAGCACAUUCAGCACUGACAGUAUCCUCGGAUCCAGAGCAUUUUCCAAGUGAUAGUUCUUCGGAAAAUGAUACGGUUGAUAGCGACAAAUUACCUAUAGGCGAAUUUUUGCAACUUUCAAAUAAACAAACAACUCAAGAUAUAGCUGUUGAUGAGGGUGCUGUGGAAUCUUCAAAGAAGAUCUCAAAUGCUAAAUCUUCUACGAAAAGACCUGGUAAAGGUGACCCGCCUUCCAAAAGGAGCCCCAAAAUCCAAAAAAGAAAAGAAGGGGAUAAGGCAGUUGGCAAAGCUACUUUGCAAGAAUCCGCUGAUAAGCAGGCGAGGUAUUCUUCCAUUUAUGCAAUUUCAUCGGAUUCUGAGUCAUGUCCCGAGGAUGAAGACGUUACUUACCAGGGAGAAACGUCACAAAGCAAAGUGUCUCAAUCCCAAGCGAAGGUGAAGGGAGAAGGAUGUUUUCCUGAUACUACUGGGGAUUCUCCACCUAAGAAGACUUAUAGAAGAAAAAUGUUGAAAGAAGUUGCAAAGUCUGAAGAUAUAGAGGAGAAAACAGAUAUUUUGGAAAGGAAAGUAAGUGGAGACGAGGUGGACAUUGCUGACGAUGAAAUGGAGAACCCUCAAAAGCCUCAUGUGUCUUCCUCAAGGUUGCCUUUGGUGCUGUCCGAGAAAGUCCAACGUACGAAGGCCCUCAUUGAGUGUGAAGGGGAUUCAAUAGAUUUGAGUGGCGACAUGGGUGCCGUGGGACGAUUAGUAAUUUCUGAUACACCAUCAGGAAAUCACGAAAUGUACUUGGAUCUGAAAGGAACCAUAUACAAAACGACCAUAAAUCCCUGCCGGACAUUUUGUGUUGUUAGCUUUGGACAGUCGGAAGCUAAGAUAGAAGCUAUCAUGAGUGACUUUAUUCAGCUGAACCCCCAGUCUGACUUCAAUGAAGCUGAAACUGUGGUCGAAGGAACACUGGAAGGAUUCUUGCUUGAUUUGGAUGAUGAGGCUGAUGGGAUGCCAAAACCUAUUUCCAAUCAGAAUGUGGAAGAUGAUGGCACUAGUGAAAAGCCUAAUGGAAAGACCAAAAGAAAAGCUAAUAAAACAUCUGUUUUGCCACAGAAGAGAGGCAGAAAAGGAGGGAGCAAGAAGGCGGAAGCUCCAGUUAAAGUUAGUAAGAAGAACACUCGAAUUUCCAAGAAAGCCACCACGAAGAAAUGAAGAACAAUCACUUCCAAGGCACUCCUUGUACAUGCCGAGAAAAGAUGAGCAUAAUCCACUGGAAAGUAGUUAUCGCAGUGUGGGUGACUCAUAAUAAGUUGCAUUUCAUUAAUUUUUCGGUAUGAACCUUGGUAUUUGGAAGCCUAAAUGAGCCCCAACUAAUUCAGUUGAGCUGGGUCGGCCUACCAAGGGAUAAAGCUGCAUUUCACUAAUUUGAUUAAUGCAGAUCGUAGUUAGCAUGCAGAAGCAUGAGCCUUGGUGCUUAAGUAGUAGCAUUUGUUGUUUCUUUCUCAUUAAAUUUAGGGCUGUCUUCUUUCAUUCGCCUGAUUCGGUGAGAUCCAUAAAGCAGCUAACAGGAUAAUUAGAGUAAAAAAAAGGUGCAAUAAAUUCACAGAUAUUCAUAGUUGAAAGAUUUUUUCCUCAUCUUUUUCUCUUUCCCUGCCUUGAUAUGAUUUGUAGCUUUAUAUGGAUCAAGGGAGGAGAACUUGUAUUGACCUCAGGUGCCUUGUAUAAGCUGUUUCAAUCUAUUUCACUGUGUUCUUCCGGUACAAUAUAUUGUCGGAUAACUUAUUGCGCAAUGUACCAUGUAUUGCUACUGAA
Molecule: messenger RNA, 2029 nt
Organism: Punica granatum (pomegranate)
Lineage: Eukaryota; Viridiplantae; Streptophyta; Magnoliopsida; Myrtales; Lythraceae
Source: RefSeq, a predicted model, not a curated record